Messenger RNA from Necator americanus (New World hookworm), 558 nucleotides. RefSeq lists its product as uncharacterized. Bases 1 to 558 code for a protein of 185 amino acids. The transcript has 6 exons. The record is from RefSeq and is a predicted model, not a curated record. NCBI's taxonomy places the organism in Eukaryota, Metazoa, Nematoda, Chromadorea, Rhabditida, Ancylostomatidae.
AUGCGAAACGGAUGGAUCUCGGAUGCCCCAUUCACGCUCAACGGAACGAACAUAUCCGAAUGCACCAGCUACGUUUAUCUCCUACGUCAGCGAUCGAAGAUUAGAGACGCCGCCGCGUUUGCCAAGGAAAGUAAAAUGAGGAAGACCGCCGACCCGAUGGUCAGAUUUCUUCACGAAGUCCUUCAAAGAAAAGCAGCAUUGCGAACCAGCUGCUUACUCAGAGGUUCGCAGCUGGCUGGCCAACACUCUGAACUAGUCUCGCGGACCCAACUUUUGCAACAAUACUGCCAUGAAUAUGUGGUGAGCGAAUCAGCGAGAAAGCGCAUUUCCUCAUUUUGUCACAUUCGUGGUAUGAUGCUUUCAAUGUACCGGGAUUGCUUAGUCAAGAGAUCGAAGCAAGUAUCCAUUUCGGCCUGCGUUCGACACAUUAUGCAACAAUCAAUCAACAAUCUAUAUAUCGACAGUACAAAAGAGAGACCUUUGGUGUUCGAGGACAAUUUCUUGAACUUGAAGCUUGAAACUUGCCUGAAGAGCAGCAUCGGUGGAGGGAUUCGAUGA